GUUUUCUCGCAUAGAAUCAAAAUCAGAAAAAUCGCACGAUGGUUCCACUUUUAUUUGUAAUUGCCCUUUCCCUUGUGGGCCCAUGCUUUUGCGCUCCCUUGAAAAGCAAGAGUCCUGUGUUUAAAUUGACCAAUUCGGAUUUUGAUCAUUUUCUCAAGGACAAAGAUGUGAUGUUGGUGGAUUUUUACGCUCCUUGGUGAGUUAAUUAUGUUCCCUGUCAACUUGUUCCCUGUGUGGUCCGUUUGAUUUGACAGAAAAAUAUAAAACAAAAAAGUAGAUCACAGUACAGAGUAGUACUAUUUUAGUUCACGGAUACAGAACUUGUACGCCCUGGCUUUUGUUAUUAUGUCAGUGGCUUGGAUAGGUUUAGAGUGAAAGUUAUAAUAACAAGCCAAAGACAUUACUGAAGCCAUGUACAGGUCGUUGAUCUUACAGGUAAGUCAGUAAAGACAAAAUCAAGGAAGUCUUUUUUCCUUCUCUUAUUAUCUGUUUUUCCUUGGUUAUAAGCUAAUACGAAAAGGAACAAAGACUUCAUAACCAUUGUAGCAGUCUUUGUAGUGUUGUCUGGGCACUUUAUAUUAAGUGUAUUUUAUUGCAUUCCCAAUUUUCGGUCACUGUCUUGCCCUCAGCUUGCUACAUGGUAAUGGCAUUGAACCGUGAGUGGUCUGAUCAACCCUGUAAGACAUUGUUGUUCCCAUUGUUAUCGACACAAACUGCCCGGCUGAAAAUUUCAUGCAUAAACCGCAUCGACCACAUAAGACUUACUAAGAGAAGAAUCUCCUUAGCGUCCUUCUUCAAGUUACAUCAGAGUCAGCAUCCCCCUCCCCCUCCCCCUCCCCCAACAUGGAAAAUGUUUCUUGAAACACGGGAAGAGAGGAACUCAUUACAAAGUGAAGAGCCAAAUCUGGUAAAAAGACCAAAAAGCUUAGAGUACAAAUUGCAGGCUUCGCCUAAAAUUACAGCCCAGAUUUUCUGAGGCAUUUCAAACAAAAUGGCUCAGCGAACGAUCGAUUCCAUUUUGCGUUCUCUUCACGCAAACAGGUGCCUCAGUAUUCAUUGCAGAAUGAAGAACGUAAAGGGAACCUCAACUCGGUCAGAAUUCCAAUUUUUUAUUGAAAGGAUACAUGUAUUAGACUUAAGUGUGCAAAGACCUAGACGCCCAUGUUUUGCUCAGAAAUUGUCCACGCGACGCCAUUUUGAACGAAUGAUGUCAUUCGUUUGCUCCCAUGUAAAUAGUCGGCAACAACCAAACGCCGAUAUCGUGAUUCAAAACGGUGGUAAAAAGGAUCGAUAAGUAGGCCACAUUCAGAUGCAUUUCUUGACGCUUUCUAAUUUUCUUACCAUAUUCUUAAAAAUAACGGAAUCUGAUUAACAGCGAGGGUUCCCCUUGCCAAUUAUGAAUAAUAAUUAGUAAAAGAAAGUCAGUUAGCAAUGAAUACCAAAUGAACUCCUUUUACUUCUCUCUUUUUAGGUGUAGCGACUGUGCUAAACUAAAACCUAAUUUUGACGCUGCUGCAGAAGACUUUGCACGUAAAGGAAAAUACGUCUUUGCAAAGGUUGGUGUUAGAAGUAUAAUUUAUAAUUCCCAAGUUCAGAAAAGAAACUAAACACAUUCGCUUUUCUUUGUUAACAUACGGGCCUGCAACCAAUCAGGAUCAAAAUAUAGAACAGCUAUGGAUAGGAAUAGAGGAUUUUUUAAGCUCUGCUUGGCAAGAGUUGCAUGUUUUCUAGCCCGUCCCCUCUUGACUAGAGUGUAUUCUGCCCGCAAACUCGCUCAACCGACCCUUACAAGAAAACUUUCUGAGUUGGUUGUAGACUCGUCAUUUUCAUCCAACACUUUGUAUUAAGAGCAGUUUAAAAGUUGAGAUCUUUCGUCCUACGAGACGAUUCUCCACAGCUUGCUAUACGCAGACUUAGCUAGCCUGCCAUCACAUGGUUGAAAAUAUACAACGUAGAAAGUGAAUUAAUACCGGUAAAUGUUUCAAAGACAUGGUGGGUAAAGACAAGUUUGAUUGUGUCUUCGACCUGCGGAUUGGGUAGGACAGAUGUAAUGAUAUGAUUAACCAUGAAUACCCUCUCUAACUUUAACAGAUUGACUGCUUUGGUGAGGGAAGAAGUAUCUGCGAAAACAGGUUUAAUGUGCACAGUUGGCCGCAACUAAAAGUUUUCCGAAGAGGACAAUAUGCUGGUGAAUACAGCGGUUACCAGGAUAGAGGUAACAUAGCCCACACUAAACCACCAAGGCCCUAUGAUAAUUUCAGUGGCGGGUCCAGGGGAGGGGACCAGGCCCUUAUUUUUCGACCAAACUGGGGCCCAAAGACCGGAACCGGUACCGGGACCGGGAUCCCCCUUAUCUCAGGUUCUGGAUGACCGCUCCCCAUCCCCCUUAUCUGCAGGUCUGGAUCCGCCACUAAAUUUUGGCCGUUUUCACACUGUAUGGACAGGUCAUCUAACGUAAAAAGAAUACGCCGGGAAGAACAAUGUCUUGCUGGUUGUUUAGGUCGUCUGAUUUUGUCCGUCAAUUUAUCAAUCUAUAAAUAUGAUUUUCAUAGUUCGAUUUGUCCAUCUAGACAAUUCCCGUUUCUGGCCUGCACACUAAACGAACAAGUUGUGGAACAUUUGCCCGACCGGCCGAUUUGUCCGUCAACUAGAGUGAAAACGGCAAUGGCCCGGCCUUAUACAUCAUUACGUCAGACGAGCUAAUUUUACCGCGAAGUCUCGUUUGUAAGCAAAAUUCAUCGCAUUUGCACUCUUUGCGGCGUAGAAAUUAGGGAGUUUAAGCAACGACGAAGGCGACGGAAACGAGAACGUCAUCACGCUUUUUUGCAGAUUUCUUUGCCGUUUCUGCGCAACUACAACAUGAAAGUGCCUAAUUUCACGUUUUGUGGAAGACGGGAAAACUAGACAACAGCUAUCUUUUUUUCCUGAACUUUGAUAUAGUCCUUUAGAAUUCAACUCCAGUAAAAAUUGCCAACAUUUGACGAAUUGAUCGAGAUCAGUGGAAUAAGCCCGAAAACGUUUGAAGCAGCGCAAAUUCUUUUUUCAAGUGACGUGUUCGUAGCCGCCGCCAUUGUCAUUUCUUACGCUCCCUAUUCUUGUUAACUCUACUGCCUUGGGAAUUUAUUUUUGUAAAACUUCGCAACUCUACCAUUUCAAAACGAAGCUUGGUGAUGAAAUUUGCUCGUCUGACGUAAACAAGUGUGAGGGUCCUCCAACAAUUGAGAAAUUAAGAAAUGUAGGUUCGUUCGUAGGAUAUUCUAUUGUCAAUACUGUAGUUAGGGGAAGCCAGGGUGUUUAUUAGAGAGGGCAGCUGGCUGGACUAUGUUUCUUGGUUGUCUAGUAGUUGAUAGGAGAGCAUUGAGGAAAGCCUGAGGAUCAUCGUCGCCCCAGGGUCUUCUCGCUCUCCAACAGGGCGGCGGAAGGCGCCGUCACAGUGAUAUGGGCAUCCCCUUUCCCAAAACCCUAGUGUUAUGGGUAUCCCCUGUAAUAUCACUAGCGUUUUGGGAAUGGGGAUGCCCAAAACGCGGGGAUGCCCAUAUCACUGUAACAGCGCCAUCUUCGAAAAGGAGAAGACCCUGGGAACGAUGUUAAACUGGGAUCAACCAUGCACUAUCAUGAUUAAACCAUUGGCUCUGCGCAAGUAAAGAGCAUUAACGCAAUUAAAAAAAACACGUUUUCUUCUUCCAGAUUCUCUCGAAAGAUUCAUGGAUAGUAUUUUAAAACAAAAAGUUCCUGAUAAUAUCGGACAAGAUCAAGCUGCCGCAGAGCAGCAGCCUGGCUACAUGCAGAAUGAAAACGGUCCUUGGUUCCAAAACGGAUGGCAAUUUAACAGAGUCGGCAUGCAGCCAUACGGCCAGACCCCACCAGGCUGGAAAAGAGGAUAAAAUCGAGCAAGGCCAAUAUCUUUAUUUGCAGCUCUAUUAAAUUCAAGACAGAAGCGCAAGCACAGUUGACUUCUUUUCACACCAUUAGCCUUCAAGCAAGCAAUGUAUUUGGGAAUUGCGAGCGACCGCGCGCCUAACGUUACGCUCAAGCAAGACGCGUCCCUGCUAGUGGUGUAGUUCACACGUAACUAUCCUAUAGCGUCUUAGCUUGCUUGCAGGCUAACAUAAACAUGUCAAUGUCAAGUCAACGAUAUUUUGCAGUCAGCUAAUGCGCUUUAACGGCAUUUUGAUAUUUAUUUUAAUAAU
Messenger RNA from Porites evermanni, 4190 nucleotides. The record is from the annotation of a GenBank genome assembly. Lineage: Eukaryota; Metazoa; Cnidaria; Anthozoa; Scleractinia; Poritidae.